GAAAAAUCCGUCGACCGUCAAGAGAUUAUGCUCCAUUCCGCCUUUGAUUGGCUGCGUCUCCCGCAUACUUGAACUCCAGGCUUGUUUGUCGUGCAGCUCGCGCAUAGCUACGUCACUAGCUAAGCUAAGCACAACCUUUGUCCCACCAGUCCCUCCCCUCCUCUUCCCUCUUAUAACCCAAGGCUGCACCUGCAACUGCAACUCUCCCCUCCCAAUCUUCCCACCACCGCUCUUCAUCUGCCUCCCCUGCUCUUCAUCUAGCCGAUAUUAUUCCAAAUUGCUUCUUCACAUCAAAAAGAUGAGGUUCUCAUUCGCCUCCAUCACGGUGGUGGCCCUCGCCGCCCAGGGCACCGUUGCUAGCAAUUGGUUUGGCAAUCCAGGCAAGCCAGUUUACAACAAGUGGCAUGAGACGGAGCUCGACCGCUGGCUCACCGACCACAACGUUCCCCACCCCAAGGCCGCCGACCGCAAGGAGCUGGAGAACCUUGUCAAGGAACACUGGAACGACAAGGUCGUCCAGCCCUACCACAGCUGGGAUGCAAAGACGCUACAGAAUUACCUCACUCUCAAGGGCUACCAGGCCAAGGAGGGUGCUGAGAAGAACAAGCAAAGCCUGGUUGAGCAGGUGAAGCAGUACUGGACUGAGACCGAGGAGUCGGCGAAUCAGGCUUAUAGUAACGUUCGUGACUGGAUUUUUGACACUUGGACCGAGUCGCAACUCAAGGCGUUCGCCGAUAGACAUGGCAUUCCUGUCCCUCAGCCGCGGAAACGUGACACCCUGCUCCGUUCAGUCCGUGAAAACUACCAGACAGUCGCCAACAAGGUCUCCCAGACUGCUCAUUACCCCGGGGAUUGGCUCUAUGAAACCUGGUCCGACUCUGACCUGAAGGCGUGGUUGGAUGAGCGUGGAAUCCCCGUGCCCCAGCCAUCUUCCCGUGACAAGCUCGUUGCCUCCGUUCGUCGCAAUGCCCGCAUUGCCAGCUUGAAUGCCCAGGCUGCCUACGCCGCUGCCUCCAAGUCCGCCGCCAAUGCUCAGCAAAGCCUAAGUGACGCCCUGCUCGACUCUUGGUCCGACAGCCAGAUCAAAGAAUGGGCCGACAAGAACGGCAUCAAGGUUCCCCAGGGCUCCAAGCGCAAUGAACUCCUUGCUCUCGCUCGCAAGCACCGCGCUCGUCUCUAUGGUGACAACAUCUCUGCCACUGUCACCAGUGCUUAUGGCGCCGCCACCUCCAAGGCCGGUAACCAGUAUGCUCAGGCCACGGAGGGAUUCCACGGAUACACCAACUGGAUCAAGGCUAAGCUGGGCAUGGCUACCGACUACGCCCAGGCUAGUGCCAGCUCUGCCAGCGCUGCUGCGUCUAAGAGCGCCCAUAGCGCUUCUGCCUCUCUCUCCAAGUCCGCCUCCAGCGCCUCGGCCGCGGCCUCCAAGUCUGCGAAGAAGGGCUACGAUGCUGCUGCUGAGAGCGCGAAGAAGGCUACCGACCGUGCUAAGGAAGAAUUGUAAGCGCCAUAGGACGGAGAUGAUGAGUCGGCAUUCAUCAUCUCCUGGCACUCUGAAGGUGCAUCAGGACAUCAAUGGAGCAGAUGACGACGUCAUUACGGGGUCAUGAACCAUGAGAAUUGGUAAGGACGUGUAGCCGCACGAGAGUCGCGAACGAGGGAAGUGAGGGAGACGAGGACGGUUCCUGUAACAUUAUGACGACGAAAACGGUAUUUCCUCAUGGACGUGGUUGGGGUUCUCUUGCACAUAGAAUGGCUUUCACUGGAGCUGGCUAGGAACCUUUUCAGUGGGU
Molecule: messenger RNA, 1793 nt
Organism: Westerdykella ornata
Lineage: Eukaryota; Fungi; Ascomycota; Dothideomycetes; Pleosporales; Sporormiaceae
Exons: 3
Coding region: 299-1504 (401 amino acids)
Source: RefSeq, a predicted model, not a curated record